UUCGCGCCUCCCUCUCUCCGCUCCUCUCGCCUCCUUGCUUUCCGUCACCUACUAACACAUAUCAUCUCUCGCAUCUCCCCCCCCAGUCUGCUGUCUCCCUCUCCAUCCGCGCUCUCUCCUCCAUCUACUUCCCAUUCCUCCCUCCUUUCUCUCACACACACUCAACCCAUUGCCGUCUCGUGAGAGCGCACAGCAUACACACACACACACACACACACACUCAUGCUGAUUGGCAUCCAAGGACAGAGCACCCUCUCUCCCAAACCGGCGACCAGGCAGUUUGCUCGUGCUGCCAGGCUUCUUGACACUGAGCUCAGCUGAGGAAGAGGAAGAGGACGAGGACGAGGCCAUGGAGCACAGCCACAUCUUCCCAGCUUUUUCCCCAAACGGGAGCUCCUGGAGCCCGGGGCAGCACCCCUCCGAGGGUGCCCAGGGAUGCCCUCUCGGACCACUGCCUGUCAUCUACUACAGCGUCCUGCUCUGCCUCGGCCUGCCGGCCAACAUCCUGACAGUGGUCAUCCUGUCCCAGCUGGUGCUGCGUCGUCAGAAGUCCUCCUACAACUAUCUCCUGGCCCUGGCAGCCGCCGACAUCCUGGUCCUGCUCCUGAUUGUUUUUGUCGACUUUAUUUUGGAGGAUUUCAUUUUGGCCACGCCACUGCCUCCGUCAUUAAACAAUGCCGUGCAGGUCCUGGAGUUCUCCUCCAUUCACACCUCCAUCUGGAUCACCGUGCCUCUUACCAUUGACCGCUACAUCGCUGUUUGCCACCCGCUGCGCUACCACACGGUCUCCUACCCAGCUCGCACACGGAGAGUGAUAUUCGCCGUGUACAUUGGGUGUUUGCUCUCUGCAGCUCCUUAUUACUGGUGGCCUGAGCUGUGGCACAGCCUUCCAGGAAUGGGCAGUGGUGGUGAUGGAGGAGGAGGAGGGGUAGGAGGAGAAGGCAACAGGAGAACCGUGGCCGAGCACGUCCUGGUGUGGGCCCAUUGUGCCACCGUCUACCUCCUGCCCUGCACCGUCUUCUUCUCCCUCAACGCUGUCAUCGUGCGCAAGUUACGCAGACGACGCAGCUGUUUCCGUCUCCGAGGUUACUCUACGGGCAAGACCACCGCCAUUCUCCUCGCCAUCACCUCCAUUUUCGCUGUUUUGUGGGCACCACGCACCCUCAUGAUCCUCUACCACUUCUACUCACCUCCUCCAGCCUCGCAAGGCGCCGGCCGACUGCUCCACAUGCUCACUGACCUGGCGAACAUGCUAGCGUUGCUCAACACCGGCGUCAACUUUUUCCUCUACUGUUUCAUCAGCAAGCGAUUCCGGGGCAUGGCUGCCAACGUGCUGAGAGCGCUGGUCCACUGCCGGAAGCAGCCUCCGCCGUUCUACGCCAGCCACAACUUCUCCAUCACGAGCAGUCCCUGGAUCUCACCAGCCAACUCCCACUGCAUCAAGAUGUUGGUGUACCAGUACGACAAAAAUGGGAAGCCCAUCUGUAUUUCCUCUUGAGUCUACAGCCACCAGCAGCUGCCCCCGCCCUCAAUCCUGGGGGGAGAAAACAUAUUUGGGCUUUGUCUCCAUUGGUGACCAACUUUGCCCGCAUGGGACUCUUUGAGGCUUGAAAAUGUCAACACGCCCGGAGAGCACAGAGGUGAUAGUUUAGCUAGCUUUGAGUGUUAAAGUGAUAGGCUAGUAAGGUGGAAAAGCAAACAGCAGAUGUGUGCUUGGCAGAAAAUGGCCAGGCCUCUCAUGUUCAAUAAAGUAUUCACAAAGCAGCAACCAGCAUCAAAUAGAUGUUGAUUGUUUCCUCCAUGCAAAAAAAUACAGCUACUGUAAGUGACUGCAGCUUGAGUGAGCGACUGAUAAAAGGGAUAUCACCACCAUCCAUCACUGACUUUUAUGAGCCACUGUUUGUAACAGCGCUGAAUUAUAAACUGGCAACUAGAUGAAUCCUCGAUGAAGCAUCAAAUGCCUGGUGACAUUGUUUUCUUUAUGGAUGCUCUCUGUUGUACACUACCGCCAACGGUGAAGAGUUUCAAACAGCUGCAUCUUUGCGUCCACCGGGAGUCAUUUUCCACAUUGCAGAGAUCCGGUCAGAGUCUGAGCACUAAACAUCUCACCUGGAGGGGUGAUUCACUCAGGCAGAGCCACCGACGACGUGUUCACUGCCCGCAAUUCUGAUUGUCUCUCAAGCAAUGUAAAACCGUGCUGUAAUUUCCAAUUCAAUAUGCAGAGGAGUCUCAAAGGCAUGUUAUAUGGGGCUUUUGUAAAAUGAAUGGCCCUCCUUGAAUUUUCCUCAUGCGUUAGCUGAGUUCAUCCUGGCAGCACAGGUCACCUACAAGUCGGCGCUCAGCUAUGAAAGACCAAGUUAUCCCACAUCCAAGCUCACAGGUUGUUGUAGGAUAAGUAGGUGCUCUGCUUAUUGUUGGUUAAAUAUUUAUUAAUGGUAGACUUGACUGUUAUUGUAGCUUCACAAAAAUAUGAGACAAAAAAUAUGAUUAUGGCUCCGAGGUGUCAUUAAUCUAGUAAUCACAUUUCCAAUAUUAGAUAGAGGAAAUUUCUGCUAUUAGUAGAUAGUCCUCUAUUAAUUAUUGAUGGUCCUUGAUUACUUACUGUUAGCCAUUAUCUGGAUGAAUAUAAUGAAUGUAAAUGAACAUCUCUUUAACCCUUUAGCUUUCUGAGAGACUGAGGAUGAGAGAGAGAGAGAGAGAGAGGACAGAAAAAUCGUCUCUCCUUCCCUUUUGGUUCGUUCUCCCCAUCCAAGGUUUUCUGUGCCAUGAUGCAACAGUGAAUUUUGUCUCAGGGCCACAGUGACACAUAUUGUUUCGUUUCUGCUGCUGGCUGAUGGCAGUUCAGUAACAUUUUAUAUCAAAACACAGUCGCAUACAUCAACUCUUUACCAGCGUGGCCCAAGUCCUGCCCGGUAACAAACCAUAAAUGUGAACGUGCACACAGACACCUUGCACUGCAUUGCCCACAGACUGAGCACAUUGAGAUCAAUGCACAUCCAUUCCGCAGACACCUUGGGGCAUUAGAAGUGUUCAUCUAUCUAGCAUGAAUGGAGCUGAGCCAAAGGGCAGAUUUCUGCUAAUACCUGCCUGGAAGGAUCAGACACCUCAGGCCUUUUUUUAAUGGAUAAGGCUUUAAAUCUGAUGAAUGUUAGGUGUGUCUGUCAUAGCUGAUAAAAUCGUGCCCUCCAAACUCUUGUUCGACACUCUUUAGGGGGUGACUGCCCAUGUAUCGUUGCUCUUUCUCUCAUCAUAGCAACCAUUAAAGCAAAAUAAAAAAAUAACUGCAGCUGAAAAUCAGAGCAAGGGUUUCACAGUUACGGCCAUUUUUCACGUCAGGUAUAAUAACAUUUAACUUACCAGCUUCACUGUUUAGAUCUGGGGGCAUUGUGACUCGGCAAGAUACAGUUUAACAACACUCACAGGAUUGAACUCUAGAAAAUCAUCACUGCAACAACUAUUUUAUCUUUUUUCAGGAUGACUGCGAAGUCAUAAGUAGAAGUAGAGUCGACAUCACAAAGUAAACCACCUUUUUGUGUUGCAGCAGAAGUUGAUCCGGCUUCAUUUUUCUCUUAGACAACCCUGCAUUGUUUUGCCAGAACCCCCCAACGCUGCCAGACUGGCAGCAUUCAAAUGAAUGGGAGAGCGAGUCUGAAUGUGGACAUAUUUACUGUGGCCAGUAUGUUUAUCCUCACAUGUCUAACUCCGCAAACAUGCUGUAUAACUGUCAUGAGUUGUCCCCUGAUGUAAACAUGAAACCCUCUCCCAGCACUGCAACAGGUGCCUAGUCAUAUGGUUUUAGAUGAGUCAAAUUCCUGAAUUGAGUGUCUAGGGGUGGAUCUAGGCGACACCAUAAUAAAUCCAUAAAGAGGAAAUAUGUGACCUUUUGGGUGAGUACUAAAAUGCUUGACAAAAAUUUCAAUUUCUUUUCCAAUAAAAGAUUACUCUAACCAGAGUAAAUCUAAGUCUCCCGCUCCCCCAUUUUCAGUUCAGUUCAGUCCUCCACUCUCAAUUCCCAUUUCUUUGUUCCUCACAAACCGAUUUUCUUCAAAACUGCGAAGUGAAUGAGGUAGUGCCAAUUGCCACCUGCCCACCCCCCACUUCCACAAACACACACACACACACCUACACCUUCUUCACUCGUUACACCUCCCACUCAUCCCUCUUUCCUCCCACUUUAUGUCAAAUGCACUUGCUCAAAGUUAAUUUCACGACUGUCCUCUUUACUCGUUAACUGAUUAUCUUGGUGUGCACGUGCAUACCGAGCAUAUUGCCCCAUCAUUUCUUAUCAGAAAAUUGAUCCAUGCUGUUAGGAACCUUGAGCUGAAGCUGGUGGAUGUUGAGCGUUAUUUGAAGGAGAUGAACAGCCAAACGGUCGAUAACCAGUAAUCACUCACCAAUCUUCUCGAACCCCCUCCCCAAAAAAAUCAAAGUCACGCUCAGCAGGACAUUACAUUUCAUUUAGUGUAAAAGCAGUAAAAUAUUAGCCUCGAUACCAGUCAAUAUUCUCUAAUGAUCAAGACUGUGAUCAAUAAUAAAGUAGGAUCGCAAAAAAAAUGUUUUGGCUUCAGCCUGAGGAGCUCUUGCCAUAUCAGUGUUGCCAUGACAUUUAUUUCAUGUGUUAACCCCAUCCAGUGUUUUGGGCAUGUUAAUGUGACAUUUGUGCAAAAACCAGUGCCUCAUUCCCACAAUCUCUGGGGAUGCCAGGCGAGCAGAGGGAUGAGUCGGGGGGUGGGGUGGUUGUCACAUGCAGGUGUCCCUCCGUCUCCCACGUGAGGCAGUCAGUAGCAAGCAGGAGAGGAGGCUGUGUAUGUGUGUGUGUGUGUGUGUGUGUGUGUGUGUGUGUGGAGGGUUAUUGCCAAGAAAUCGUCCCCAUUAUGAGGGGGAUAAAAUGCCUAGGAUCUAUAUUUUCUUCAGCCAGAUAUUAAAAAGAUAACGAAACAUAAAUCAAUCAGAGGGGAAAAUUGUAUUUUCUCUCACAUCCUGCUCUACGCUUUUUCCUCUCUGUCUCUCUCUACCUGCCCAGCUCUACAGUGAGUGUGUGAGUGUGUGUGUGUGCGCGUGUGCGUGUGUGUACAUAAUGCCUGUGUUAGACAGAAAGAAGCUUUAAAAAGUGUUUGUGCCAUAGGACCUGUAAUGUAUGAAAUCAAAUAUGUAUUUAUACUCAGUCAUGAUGAAUAUAAUUACAUACAGCACAGUAUUAUAACGAUAUAACCAUGAAUGUACAACUGACGCUUCUGGCAUUUUUGUUGGUAAUUUUCUGAUUGUGAUUUUCUACACAAUGAUCUUUUUUGAGCAGUCUUUUACCUCUCUCCAUGGCAGUGUUUCAAAACUGUGUUUUUUGAUUGUACUGGAGUGAUUAUAGGCUUGCAUAAUUCAGUUGUUUCCUCCUAAUGAAUGUAUUGACUGUAUAAAGAGUAUGUAUUACUGUGCUGUGAGAAGGUAUGCAGAAAAGUAAUUGCUAAUAUCAAUAUUUUUGAUCAAAGAAAUAAAGAACAGUGUCUCUAAAGACUGAGA
This is a messenger RNA of Lates calcarifer (barramundi perch), 5514 nucleotides long. RefSeq names its product probable G-protein coupled receptor 139. Gene Ontology annotation, molecular function: G protein-coupled receptor activity. NCBI's taxonomy places the organism in Eukaryota, Metazoa, Chordata, Actinopteri, Centropomidae. Gene Ontology annotation, cellular component: membrane. The record is from RefSeq and is a predicted model, not a curated record. Gene Ontology annotation, biological process: G protein-coupled receptor signaling pathway.